CUCUCCUCUCGCCAACAAGCCUUACUACUCAAUUUUUUGUUCUCGUUGCAACCAGCCAUCCAUUCCUUCUGUCUUUGCUUUUUUUCUGUAAUCUAUGUCUAACCGCUAUGCGCCUCUUCCAAAUCCCAGGUCAGACCACGACGCACAGCAUGAAAUGGAGGCUGCUUUUGACGACUCGGACGACGAAGACGCCACGGAAUCCCAGCCCUUGAAUCCCACUCCCCGUUCGCCCAUUAGUGUUCCCCAGCCAACUACACCUUCUUCUAUACCCGGAUCGUACGACUUUGAAAAUGUAGAUUAUGACUACCCACCUCCAGGGUCACCACCGCCGCCAUCAUCGACUGCGCUUCCCAACAACAUUGGCAAUUCCAACGGACUCAUACCGUCUUUCAAUAUUGGAAGUCUUCGAGAACCUUUGUCCGGACAGGGAUGGUUCAAACGAACCGUCGGAGCGAUUUUACCUUCACAUUACGUCAAUCGGAGCUCACAGCGCCCAGAGGGUGUGUUCGGUGGUGGAACCAAUAACGAUGGAGUCUUUGCGAAUGUUACCGCGAAGCCAUCGAGACCUACGAGAGUACAGCAAGGUGACGAGGUUUUGAUAGUCCCUGAAGACGCUCGACCAGAAGCACCGCCGUCCUACGCAACCGCCCAGGCGGACGCUGUUCCCCCAUACUGGGAAACUACCGUCCAUGCUCCUCUCUCUUCCGACUCACUUGGCGAAAUGAUCAUCGAUGCACUUCCCACCGGAUCGCUCUUCUCAUUCCUCUGGAACAUGCUCGUAUCAAUCUCUUUCCAAUUUGUCGGUUUCCUCUUGACGUACCUCCUGCACACGACUCAUGCUGCCCGUCUUGGUUCGCGGGCAGGACUCGGCGUCACGCUCAUACAAUACGGCUUUGCCCUCCGCGGCCGCUUAGAUUCAACCGACGGUGAUGGCGGAUGGGGCCAAUGGAGAGCAGAUGAGCCGGCACCGACGAUGGCGACAGCCGCGGAGGCUGACGCGUACUAUAAUCAUCAUGACCAGGAACAAAACUCAACCAUGUCCGGUAUGAUGAAUGGCAUGCAAGGCAACCCUUCUACCCUCACGGAUGAGCAGGCAAGUAUGCUUGUCGCGGAUGCUACGACGGAGUGGCUCUCCUUCUUCCUUAUGACAGUCGGAUGGUUUAUACUACUGACUUCUCUCCUGGGCUUCUGGCGUGUCAAGCGCUGGGAGCGUGGGAUUCUAGCUACACAGCAGCAUAACAGUCCGAGUACCAGCAGUGAUCAAGAUUCUCAGCGCGGCAUGUCCCAAUUCGAGAGGGCAUUUGGCUUGCAUCGCUUGACAAACGGUGGUGACAUCCUGCGUCAAGGUUUUGGGUUCGGAAGAGGCCAUGAACAGGCGACUGAAUCUGGAAGACAGUCUCAGGCUGAAGAGGGCCGGGCAGAGGAAGAAUUGGCUGCCUUGCUUGAUAUUCCUACAGAUGAUCCAAAUCGCGCUCAGAGAAUUUGCGAAGCGUUGGACAGUGAGAGAAGAUUGCAGAAUGAUCUUAGAGCAGCGGGGUUAUUGUAGUUUUCUCAAAUGAAAGAGCUGUGGUUUUCGUAUUGUUAUUGGUGGACUGCCUGUCUAGUUGUAAAUAAAUACGCUACUAAUGCCUUGCUGGUCAGCUGUUUAGUGCCU
Molecule: messenger RNA, 1654 nt
Organism: Desarmillaria tabescens
Lineage: Eukaryota; Fungi; Basidiomycota; Agaricomycetes; Agaricales; Physalacriaceae
Exons: 3
Coding region: 95-1546 (483 amino acids)
Biological process (GO): positive regulation of protein ubiquitination; metal ion transport; ubiquitin-dependent protein catabolic process
Cellular component (GO): Golgi apparatus; endoplasmic reticulum; perinuclear region of cytoplasm
Source: RefSeq, a predicted model, not a curated record